Messenger RNA from Lactuca saligna, 2175 nucleotides. The record is from the annotation of a GenBank genome assembly. Lineage: Eukaryota; Viridiplantae; Streptophyta; Magnoliopsida; Asterales; Asteraceae.
AUGGCAAACGACCACCGGGAUGGGAUGGACCCUGCAAACCAUGAGAAUCAUCAUGAGGCUCCUAUGCACUUGGUUGGGGACCCAUAUUUUCCUGAAGACGCCCCAGCUAACCUCGCCGAGGAGGAAGACCCUUCAGAAGAGGAAGACCCUGUAGAGGAGGAAGACCCGUCAGAGGACGAGGAUGAGGAUGUUGCAGAGUCAGACAAUGAGGGUAUAUUGGAGGGGGUACAAGAAGAAAUGAAUGAUGAUGGCCCAGUGGAUGGUGAGGAGAGCCUCGUAGAUGAGGAGCCUACUGCUACUCCACCUCCCUCACCACCUAGACUGUGUUAUCAGCCACAUCACCGCCACGGAAAGAGUCCUGUAUUGCAGAGGACUCCUAGGAUGAGUGUUCCCACAGUAUCCCAUCUAGACACCUUCUCCUACCUUUCCCGACCCAUCUGCGGUCAGAAGAGGAAACCAAGUUCUUUCUUCGAGCCCACUUGGCUCACCGACAUGCUCCGCCAAAGGAGGAUUACUAAUGAUCCUCCACGUUUUGAGAGAGGUGAGUCUUCUCGAGGACCACCACGUGCACCAUUUGGGGGUGACCCCGAGGAUCAGGAUGACAGAUUAGCAGAACGAUUCAAAUCCCUAGAGGAACUUUUUAGAGCUUCAGAUAAUACCACUAGAAUGAUCGAGCGGCGAGUUGAUAGAGUUGAGGAGGAGGAGAAGGAUGAUGCAGAAGCCAUUCAGACACUCUAUCACAACAUGAGCGCUGGUCGAACUGAGGCGAAAGCCAUGGGUGCCCAUAUCAGGGCCCUAGAGUACCGGAUUCAAGUUAUGCAGAGCCGACUAGAUGCAAUCGAGCACAGAGCGACCAUUGCAUUACAGGAGCGACGUCAACUUCAGGAGAAAUUUGAGGAGCUGGCCCGCUAUCUGGUCUAUCACUUAGGAUGGACAAUGGCCCCACGAAAGAGUCCACGAGUUCGUCCCCCACCAACUCCCCGAGGCAAUCAAAGAGGUAUGCCAGUGGUAACUCGAACUACAGAAGGAACACCAGAUGAAACCCCACCGGUCGUCAAUAACUCAAACCCACCGUUCCAAAUGGAUCCCACCUUCAUGCAAACCCUACUUGCCCAAGGAAUUGCUACGGCCAUAGCCGCAUAUGAGGCAGCCCAGAAUGACAACUCGGGAAACAGUAGAAAUGGGGGUGGCACUCCAAUUGCGAACCAAAACAAUUCCAGGCCCUGUUCAUACAAGGACUUCAUGGGAUGCAAACCCCGACCCUUCUACGGCACGGAAGGAGCUGUUGGUCUAACCCGCUGGAUCGAAAAAAUGGAGGCAGUGUUUCGUAUCAGUGCUUGCACCGAGGACUGCCGAGUAAAGUAUGCUACCUGUACACUGAUGGAUUCUGCCCUAACUUGGUGGAAUAACCAUGCUAAGUCCAUUGGGAUCGAUGAAGCUUAUGCAAUGGGUUGGGAACCUCUGAAACAAAUGAUGGUCAAGGAGUAUUGUCCCCGACAGGAAGUCCAAGCUUUGGAGCAAGAACUCUGGAAUCUCACCAUGAAAGGAUCGGAAGUGGCUGCCUACACUUCUCGGUUUAACGACCUUGCAAGUCUCUGUCCAGGAAUGGUAACCCCAGAAGAUAAGAAGAUUGAAAGGUACAUUUGGGGAUUGGUGUCGCCAGUCCAAGGUCUGGUGACUGCAUCUAGACCCUCCACAUUUGAUAGCGCUAAGCAAUUGGCAUAUCAGUUGACUGAACAGUGUAUCCGUCAGGGUACCAUGGCUCCACAAGCAAAACAGAGUCAGGGAACGAAGCGAAAAUUCCAGGGAAAGUCAAAGGGGAACCCCAAGCAUCACAAACCCAAGCCAGAGCCUACUGCUGUCUAUGCCGCAAUCACGAACACUCCCACCCCAUCCAAGCCCUACAGUGGAACUCUGCCUCGCUGUACCAAAUGCAACUUUCAUCACGUAGGAAAUUGUAGGGAUAUAACUUGCAACAACUGUGGCGUGAGAGGACACAUCGCAAGUUACUGUAAAAAGGAACCAAACACAACGAACUCAACCACCAUUGCGGGAGGAAGCCGUAACUGCUUCGAAUGCAACCAACCAGGACACUUCAGGAAGGACUGUCCAAAAUUGAAAAAUCACGGGGGCAAAGGAAGAGCAUUUGUGAUCACCGCAGGAGAUGCUCGCUAG